Messenger RNA from Ogataea angusta, 2754 nucleotides. RefSeq lists its product as uncharacterized. The record is from RefSeq and is a predicted model, not a curated record. NCBI's taxonomy places the organism in Eukaryota, Fungi, Ascomycota, Pichiomycetes, Pichiales, Pichiaceae. Bases 1 to 2754 code for a protein of 917 amino acids. The transcript has a single exon.
AUGAGUACCCACUCUCCUACUCCAUCGAUAAAUAGCCAGUCGGGCAUGCCAGCUCCUGCCAUCAAAGAAUGUGUCCCUUUGGACUCUCUUGACGCGCGUAUAUUGCAAUAUCGCUACGCCUCGCAGAAAAUACUCAAGCUGAUUGAGAACGUUAAAUCCCUCGUCAAGAUAUGCUCCCAAGAAAAGAAGAUUGCGUUCACAAAGUACAUCAUACUGCUCAACGGAUGUAUAUUCAAUGUCAAUGAUAAUAUAUACAGGAGAUCUGAGAUCUUGAUCAACGGCAACAAAUUUAAUCCUGCUCAAUCUAUAGAGCCUUCGCCCAACACUAAUGCAGUAAGCUUCGACUGCAUGGACAAUUCCACCAAUUACGAUACUACCAGGCUGAGGUUGCCCACAGUGAGGCAAAGUAUGGACACUUUAAAGCUUUUAGAGCUAUUGUUAAUCAACACUUUUGAGAUAUACGACCACAAGUGGAAAACUGCCAUGAACGAGCGAUCUACUCAGGAGGCGAAAAGAGACAAACCCCUUUUCACACUGGAUGAUAUUGCAGACAUGCUAGAGUUUCCAGAAUUGCAGUCCAUGCAGCUGUUGGUUGACGAUGAGCCAGAAAAUACUUCUGCCGAUGCUAAAGCCGACAUUUCUCUCCGCUCUUUUGACCUCAAAAGCCUCAACAUUAACCUGGUUAAUUUUGAGCUAGCCAUGGGCCUAUUCCGAAACCGCAUUGACGCUCUUGGCAGGUGCAAGGUUAAAGAGAAUCUACUCUCGUCGCCGCGUUACAAAUUCAUUCUUCAGAGAUCGCUUCUGCUUCUUUUACACCUUGCUGACUUUUAUGGUGUGGUUCGCAAGUUUGGAAAAAUGCUAUAUCAUAACAACAGUUUUUACUUUGAAAACUAUGCGCGCACAAGUGACUCCCUUAGAGUGGUGAUGAAGAACCUUGAAGUCUAUUUUAAUCAGUCAAAAAAGAACAGUUUACUAUUGGCUGCCAUAACGAGAAUCACGAGAAACGGAAGUUUGAUGGCGGUCCGUCCCGACAAUAUCCAUGAGCUAUAUAAGGUCAGCGACGAUACUUACAGCUUGCUGAGUACCAUGAUGCUUGUCUUGAAAAGAUUUCAGGCGGAGUGGCAGAUUAUUAUCGAUUCCAAUCGCUCUAAUGAGUUCGACAAGGAGCAAUUGAGACGGAAGCUCAAAGAACAGAAAAUUCGAGAGCGAAACGAGCAAAAAAGAUUGCAAUUUAACGCCCAGCUUGACAGAAACAUGGAGGCUAUGCACAUAUCGCCCGAGAAGUUCAAGGCAGAUAUGGAAAAACAGUCAAGAUUCCAGAAAGAGCUUUUCGACGAUGCCAUAGAAGCCCGACUAAUCAAAGAGGCUGGUGUAAGAGAUCAGGAACAACAAAAGGCAGAAGAGAUGCAGCAGAAAGUUGGAGAACGUGAAAAACAGCUGCGCGAAGAGUUGAGGUCCGCCAGAUCGUCUCCAAACUCUCUCUCCCGACAAUCUUCCAUCUCGCGGUCGCGGUCUUCCAGUCUGCAGAGCAAUCAAGACGAUGGUUCUCUUCGACGUUCGAAAUCCACUUCGAGUAGACGAAAUUCUCUACUGGUCACUCCCGAGAUUCAGCGUACGAUUCCAGAGCAGAAUGAAAGUAUGUCAGAUCCUAUCUCUCCGCUAGUUGUGUUUCAAACUCCAACUAUCAACGCAACCACAGCUGGGGCUGGUGCAUCCUCAAACUUAUCUCCUCAUCCACAGACAAAUGUAUCAAAGCCGCAGAACUCGCCUGUUGACCAUGCCAGAGCAGCGGCAUUGGCCUCUAAAAAAGUGACCCAGCCACCUCUGACCGCUCAGCAGAGGCUCCAACAGCAUAUAAUGAAAUCUUCGCAGAACGGACAAGCCAUUGCGAAAAGAAUCGAGCCAAAACCAAGGCCAAGGUCACUUUAUGCUCACAUGAAUGGGUCUCCUGCAAAGUUUCUGGAUGGGGCAAACUCCGGAAGCAGAAGCAACUCGCUGCAAAGCGAUGCCGAAUUCCCCACUAGUCCCUUAAACUCUCUAAAACAGAGCAACUUUCCUGAUUUCCAGGUCCAAACAAACAGAUCUCGAUCUGGGUCAUUGCAGGGUAGCGAGAAUUUGCAGUCACCAGGGAACAGCGCGGCGGGACGCGCGUCUCCAUCGAAUUCGGUGUCACGUAGCAGGUCUGGCAGUUUGUCGCAAAGGCCAGUGAGCUCGAUUCCAGAAGGUGACGAGACUACAAAAGAUUCUGAGGCUGACAAUACUGCUACACGAAACUCGCCUAGCAAAACAAGCGAGAAUUCCUCGAUAAAGACUCGUUCGCGAGCUUCCUCUACACGCCAAAAUGGCCCACCGCAGAAUUUGGGAAAUGUGCUUGUUGUUCCUGAGGAUUCGUCGCCUGAGCUCGAUGCAAACGGGGAAGUGAUCAAGAAAGUGCGUUUUACAGGAGUCCCCGAAUAUAGCGAGGACGAAGAUGCUCCGACCCCACAGCAAAUGCAAAAGCAAAUGCGGCAAAAAUGGUCAUCAUAUAAGCCGCAGUUCCGCAACAGAACCAAGCAACUCAACUCCCAAGAGGGUCUCGCGUUCCGUAAGUUUCAGGGCUCCAUGGUUGGAGGAGAAUUUGAAGGUUUCAGCAAGGUCAACGCGAAUAGCAUUCCUGUGGAGGUGAACGGAAAAUUUUCAAUGAUGAGUGUGAUCAACUCUCCAGAGUCUCCUGGGCCUUCUCGAAAGUUGACCAAGCUCUUCAAACGACGUUGA